Molecule: messenger RNA, 2004 nt
Organism: Physcomitrium patens
Lineage: Eukaryota; Viridiplantae; Streptophyta; Bryopsida; Funariales; Funariaceae
Source: RefSeq, a predicted model, not a curated record
CGCUCUACAGUGUUAGUGCUUCAUCGUCAUUCAUCGCUCGCGCUCUCACGUAGCAAGCGACUACGACGAGCAGGCUGACCAGCGAGCGCCACCUCCUCCUCCUCAUCGACCACCCACCCGCUCACCCCCGCGCCUCUGCUCUCUCUGUUCUGCUCUGCUCUGGCACACACUACUACAAAUCUGCCGCUGCCUACUCUGGUUUUCUCAUGCUCAUGUUCCCCCUCUUAACUGCCUGCUCGCCUUCCAAGUACUCGCCUCUCCUUCUUCUUCUUUUUCUCGAUUACUGCCCCCCUGCUCCCUCCCUCCUUCCCCUGGCACUGGCAUAGGCAUUGUCUUAUUCUUGGUGUAAUUGUCGUUUGGGGGGGAUCAGUAGACAUUUCGUUGUGGCGUUUCAUGGUUCUGGACGUGGCGAGGGGCUUCUGUGAGGUUUAUGGUGAAGUAAGCCGCAGACGAGGGAGCUGCUCCGGGUUGUUGUCGUUGAACGUGGCAGUAGCGACGGGUUCGAGUUACGUGUGUACGUGGCGUGGGAAUUAGUUAACUCGGGGGCGUAGAGUGGCGGAGUUGCGCCGCGCGGCGGUGAGAUUGUGUUUCGAGUUCCUGUUCUUCGAGGUAUCAACUUGCAUAAAUGUUGCGUUAUCGAGGCUUCCAGGCACUAUGGCUGGCGGUUGCAUUCCUGUGCCAGUAUUCAGCAGCGUGGGAUCUGGAGCCUCCUGCCGGUUUUAGCAAGUCACUUACCACCUCCAUCGACCAAGGCAAACAGAUGUAUACUUGUGACACUGGUAUUUGGCGUAAGUCAGGAUCCUCAGCAUAUUUGGUCACAAAUAAUCCUCAAAACGGCGGUCUUGUAAGAGCUGGGAAUUAUGAGUCUACUGCGGACCCCACAACCAAACGAUCUAUCAUGAAGUGGACAAUCCUCAAUUCCCCUGGCGACGCGAUUGAAUCAGGAGAUCAGAUCAGUAGCGUAAAGGGAGUGGCCAUUUACUCGCAGAAUACUUCUGAGGACUCAGUUCCCGAAGUGCUGUUCGAGGUGACGUCCCACCAGGGAGCUGGUGCAGCUGCCUUGGUUACAUACAUUAUGAUGACUCAAACCAAGGGUGGACAAGCUCCAGAUACCUCUUUGUGCACUGAAGAUGACAUUGUUGCUGACGUGCCCUUCGAUGGCUACUUUGAAUUCUACGUUCAAGAUAGGCAGCCGCCCCCCACCGUACCUGCGGAGCUCAAGCCGCCUGCUCGGGUUGUUCAAGGGUUCUUUGUGAAAGGGAAGAUGGUGUUCAGAUUCGAUGGUAUGAAAUGGCAUUCUCAGGGUAUCAUUGCUACCAUUUACAAUGUCGCUGGCGGUAAUGCUAUAGGGAAAUUCGGAACCAUUAGGAAGCCUGAUCAAUACGGCAGUAACUUACGCUGGAUUGUCGACAAUCCAAAUGGCUUCACACUGACUGGCAAGAUUACUGGAAGUAAAAAGGUGUCCGACAAUGGUGCUGCCUGGCAGCUCUAUGAAAUCACUACGAGCUCAGGGACAGUGACUUCAGUUGGACCUUUCAAAUACGUGCAGUUGACUUCAACGAGAGGAGGUCUGGAGCCUAAGAUUGCAGGUGGAGCAACACUCGGUUUGCUAUGGAAGUCCAAUUUCACAGGGAUCUGCUGGUUCUACACCUAACCAGUGUACUAUUACAUAAACUGCUGUUCAAAAUUGCCUGCAAUUGCUGAGAGCCGCUGACAAGAUAGCUUAUAAAGAGAGGACGGAUGGGUAUGUAGGUGCACGUACUGCCGAGAUAUGCAAACCGGCGGACAAUUUCUUGUCUGAGAUGUGCUGCGCUCUCCUUCUCUCUAUACUAGCUCCUGUAAAACUUUAGCCGAAAGUGUGUACGAUGUGUGAUAUGACCAUGUUUAAGUGUAAAUGAAUGGGUACAUCGCCAGUGUACACUAGCAACACGCUUGUUAUAAUAAUUUUCUUACGUGUGUGCACAUCAUCCUGUGGGCCAAUCAAACAAUCUGCAGAUUUUUUAA